AUGAAGCUUCUACUACUUUUAUUCCCUUUAUGUGUACUUGCUACAAUAUCAACGAUACAACUAGUGGUUCGGUCUGACAACCAAGAAAUUGAUGGUAAGCCAUUAACAAUCAAAUUUGAAGAAUUUUACAGGUACUAUUUAUUUGUUGGCGAUGAGCCAGCAUUCCUCCAAUACGAUGACGUAAACAAGGUGAUUUUUUAUGAUAACAAGGUGAGAUACUAUUUGUCUCUUCAUAAUAAUAUUCUCCAGUUGUCUCCUGAUACACCAUUAACAAUUGAUCGGAAAGAAGAUGGUCAUAUUUUAGAAGCUUAUGGGGUAAAGAAUAUUGAUGAUCCUCAAGAUUAUUCGUACACCAGUUAUGCUAUUUGGUACGGAGCUGAUCCCCCAGUUGAUGCUUUGCCAUUGUCUAUAUACGAGAUUCACUGA
Messenger RNA from Candida tropicalis MYA-3404, 426 nucleotides. RefSeq lists its product as uncharacterized. The transcript has a single exon. NCBI's taxonomy places the organism in Eukaryota, Fungi, Ascomycota, Pichiomycetes, Serinales, Debaryomycetaceae. The coding region runs from base 1 to 426 and encodes 141 amino acids. The record is from RefSeq and is a predicted model, not a curated record.